UGGGUGAUCAGGCACAGUCAGGCUGAGCCAGCCAUCCUGCAGUCACGGCACCAUGAGUGUCUCCGCGCUGAGCCCCACCAGAUCCCUGGGCAGUUUCUCUGGGCUCCUGCAAGUGGCCUUCCUGCUCGGCCUGGUGCUGCUGCUGCUCAAGGCUGUCCAGCUCUACCUGCACCGCCAGUGGCUGCUCAAGGCUGUCCGAGAGUUCCCAUCACCUCCCUCCCACUGGCUCUUCGGGCACUACAAGGAGUUACAAAAGAAUAAUGAACUGCAAGUGUUACUAAAAUGGAUAGAGAAAUACCCAAGAGCUUGUUCUCGCUGGCUGUGGGGGACAAAGACCCAAAUUUUGAUCUAUGACCCUGAUUACAUGAAGGUGAUACUUGGGAGAUCAGACCCCAAAGAUAUCAGUAUCUACCGUUUACUGAGUUCCUGGAUUGGGUACGGUUUGCUACUGUUGAAUGGGCAGCCCUGGUUCCAGCACCGGCGCAUGCUGACCCCAGCCUUCCACUAUGACAUCCUCAAGCCCUAUGUGGGACUCACGGCUGAUUCUGUGCGAGUGAUGCUGGACAAAUGGGCAGAGCUCAGCAGGAAUGGUACCCCUGUGGACAUCUUUAAACACAUUUCCUUGAUGACGCUGGACACCAUCUUGAAGUGUGCCUUCAGCCACCCCAGCAGCAUGCAGACUGACAGGAAAUCCCAGUCCUACAUCCGGGCCAUCGAAGACCUGAAAAACCUCUUCUUUUCCCGGGUGAGGAAUUUAUUCCACCAGAAUAACUUCAUCUACAGCCUGACCCCUGCUGGCCGCAGUUGUACCAAGGCCUGCCAACUUGCCCAUGAGCACACAGACCGUGUGAUCCAGCAGAGGAAGUUGCACCUGCAGGACGAGAGUGAGCUGGAAAAGAUCAGAAAGAAGAGGCAUCUGGACUUCCUGGACAUCCUGCUUUUUGCCAGGUCAGAGGACGGGAGAGGCCUGUCUGACAAGGACCUACGGGCAGAAGUGGACACAUUCAUGUUCGAGGGUCACGACACCACGGCCAGCGGCAUCUCCUGGAUCCUCUAUGCAUUGGCCACGCACCCCGAGCACCAGCAGCAGUGCCGGGAGGAGCUCCAGAGCCUGCUGGGGGAUGGCACCUCCAUCACCUGGGACCACAUGGACAAGAUGCCCUAUACCACCAUGUGCAUCAAGGAGGCACUGCGUCUCUACCCACCCGUGCCCAGUGUGAGCAGACAGCUCAGCUCACCUGUCACCUUCCCUGAUGGGCGCUCCCUACCCAAAGGACUCUCAGUGUCCCUAUCCAUUUAUGGUCUUCACCACAACCCACAUGUGUGGCCCAACCCAGAGGUGUUUGACCCUUCUCGGUUUGCACCAGGUGCUGCUCGGCACAGCCACGCUUUCCUGCCCUUCUCAGGGGGCUCCAGGAACUGCAUCGGGAAGCAGUUUGCCAUGAAUGAGAUGAAAGUGGCUGUGGCGUUGACCCUGCUCCACUUUGAGCUGGCUCCUGAUCCUUCCAAUAUACCCAUUCCCAGAUCCAGAGUCGUGUUGAGUUCAGAGACUGGAAUCCACCUCUACCUCAAGAAACUCCCUUAACAACUUGGGGUCACUGAUGGGUGUGAGGGCCUCCUACCUGCUACUCUGUCUACUGUCACCAGCCCCUUUGCGCAUUUACUUUUUUUCUUCUUUUUGGUGUGUGUAUGGAGUGUGGGGUCUGGGGAGUAGGAGUGGGAGUGAAUCUCUGAUGCAAAGAUCAGAAAGUUGAGGGACCACUUCUGGUGACACUCAGCCGACCAGGCCUUAAGGUGGAUCUCAGGUAUUAGGAUGAAGUGCUGUACAGACUAUAGGGAUCAUUCUUGAAGUAAUCAGGAGCCUCAAGCUAAACUAACCACAGCUCAAAGGCCUUCCAGGGUAUGCUCAAUUUUGUCUGGGGAGCUGUCUCAAACCAGGGAUUGAAUGGGUUCAGGCCUAUCUCCUUUACUAUAUCCCUGUAUGCCUUCUCCCUUCCUGCUUUCUAACUGCCUGGUACCUGAUUCCUUAUCUUUGCCAGUUCUAUUAUCUCCCUUCUUUGUCGCUGAUUCCUGUUAAUAAAUUAACAUUUAUUUCCUUAGUGGCCUUGGUAUUACUCUAAGUAUACUGGCAGUAGAAAGAAGCAGCCCUACCCUUCUCACAAAUCUCAGACCUAGCUUGGCUUUGUAAUGUAAACACUUUUACUUCAUGCUUAUUACAGACCCCAGAUGUGAGGAGGACGUGACUUAUGAAAGCACAGAGCCUACAUGCUCAACCUUGCAUUCCUCCCUGGAGAUUGUAGUGUUAAUUUCAGGGACAUGGCAGGACAAUAUAUGCUUUGGUGUCUUUAUGAGAUAUGUUUCAUCUGUGUCCUAACAUUCUGCCAUGGUCAAGUCAUUGAGAUGUGAUUGAUAGAAAAUAAAAUAAAAGGUGGUCUUUGGCAGUCACCCUUUGUCAUCAGUCUGAAUGAUGCCAUGACCCUCCAUGCUUAUUCA
Molecule: messenger RNA, 2493 nt
Organism: Sorex fumeus (smoky shrew)
Lineage: Eukaryota; Metazoa; Chordata; Mammalia; Eulipotyphla; Soricidae
Product: cytochrome P450 4A11-like
Exons: 12
Coding region: 53-1585 (510 amino acids)
Molecular function (GO): heme binding; iron ion binding; monooxygenase activity
Source: RefSeq, a predicted model, not a curated record